AGCAGAGCAUGAUGUAAUCAUAUCUUAUUUGUGCUAUUGUUUUCAGGCUGAUAAGCUUUUGUCACCGGAGUUCCAACCUUCCAUUGAGCAGUUAAUUCAUUUUAUGUCUCCAAGACGUCAAAUCUUAAUGUUCUCUGCUACCUUUCCUGUUACGGUGAAAGAUUUUAAAGAUAGAUACCUGCAGAAGCCCUAUAUCAUCAACCUUAUGGAUGAGCUUACCUUGAAGGGUAUAACACAGUAUUAUGCUUUCGUGGAAGAAAGACAGAAAGUUCACUGCCUCAAUACUCUAUUCUCAAAGCUCCAAAUAAACCAGUCUAUUAUUUUCUGCAAUUCCGUGAAUCGAGUAGAACUUCUUGCUAAAAAAAUCACAGAGCUUGGCUACUCUUGCUUCUAUAUUCAUGCUAAGAUGCUUCAAAAUCAUCGGAACAGAGUAUUUCAUGAUUUCCGCAAUGGUGCCUGCAGGAAUCUCGUUUGCACUGGUAUUAACUCUUUAUGUUUUUGUCUUGUCGUAACGGCACUUUCCAUCUUGCAAUUGUUUUCAGCAUUUAUGUGGAUUGUAUGCAAAUGAUCCUGGUAAUUUGAUUGAUGGUGUUGGUUACAUUGUUUUAAAAAGUGCCCAAGGCUUAUGAAGUUGCCUUGAAGCAUGCCUAAUAUGAGACAUUCAUUAAACCCCUUGGAGAUUGCACGUUAGUAUAAUUUGAAAGGCUUAAGCUCAGACUUAUUGAGAUGCGCACACAUCAUGGCAUAAGCUUCACGGAAACUGGGGGUGUGAGCUCAUUCAUUUGCCCUUUCUGGCGUUCUAUUACUGACCUUAGUUUUGGGGGCUAGAUGUUUUAUAGCCCAGAUUCAGAACAUUUUACGGCCUUAAGGAUUUUUUGCACUAUUUUAAACACAACCCAACACUAAAAACUAGGAGAAAAGAACUUGAGACAGGGAGGAGAGCAAGUGAAGCAUGUGUGCUCGGAAUUUUGUACCUAGAUUAUGAUAAACCCCUUUUCCAAGUGAUAUGGAAGACUUAUU
Messenger RNA from Olea europaea var. sylvestris, 1020 nucleotides. RefSeq names its product DEAD-box ATP-dependent RNA helicase 12-like. The record is from RefSeq and is a predicted model, not a curated record. Gene Ontology annotation, biological process: cytoplasmic stress granule assembly; P-body assembly. The transcript is spliced from 2 exons. Lineage: Eukaryota; Viridiplantae; Streptophyta; Magnoliopsida; Lamiales; Oleaceae. Gene Ontology annotation, cellular component: P-body; cytoplasmic stress granule. Gene Ontology annotation, molecular function: mRNA binding. The annotation marks the transcript as partial.